Molecule: messenger RNA, 1070 nt
Organism: Podarcis raffonei (Aeolian wall lizard)
Lineage: Eukaryota; Metazoa; Chordata; Lepidosauria; Squamata; Lacertidae
Product: B-cell differentiation antigen CD72-like
Exons: 5
Coding region: 179-1066 (295 amino acids)
Cellular component (GO): plasma membrane
Molecular function (GO): transmembrane signaling receptor activity
Source: RefSeq, a predicted model, not a curated record
GACACCAAGUGCUGUAGGAAGUCUGGUGCUCGUGGUUGGUUGACGGACCCUGUCAGAUUUCAGUUUCUUUCGCUUGCCAUCAAUUUCAUCUUUUCUUCAGACAGCCCAGGAGCUCCCAGCCAGCCAGGCCUCUCCCUUUGCCAUCUGUUCAGGCACAGCAGGGCCUCCCCACCCCAGGAUGGCACAGGAUGUGACCUACACUGACCUGCAGUUCGUGAAGACCCCUCCGGAGAGGAGCCAGGAGAAAGGCACAUGGAACCAAGUGGAGCAGCUCCGGAUGCCCCCCUCCAUGACUCACCCCUUGGCUCCUCUUCCAGACCCCGGAGAGGGAGAGCUGACCUAUGAGAAUGUCCAGGGCCCCCCUUGCCAGGAAGAGAGGACUCCCACUGCCACAGAGGGCACAGAAGAGUCGGACCGUCGGACUUGGUACGCCAUCUUGGCAUUGUUGGCCGCCUGCCUCUUCCUUCUCACCGCCGCCAUAGGACUGGGGGUCCGAUACUGGCAGGUCUCACGGCAGCUGCAGCAGGCGACUGAAGAUGGCAGUGCCCUGGAACGGAGAAUGGGCUCCCAGGAGGGCAGCCUGGCCCAGACCCAGGCCCAGCUGGAAGAGGCCCAGGAGGAGCUCCACUCCACCAACAGGACCCUCUGGAACUGCCUGGCUGCUGGGAACAGGACGCAGGAGCAGCUGAGGCAAGCCAACCAGAGCCUGACGCUCACGCAGAAGGAGAAGGAGAAGCUGCAGCAGCAGCUGGACCAGACCAUGAAGAGUUUGGAGGAAGCCAAAUCUUGCCAAAAGAUUGGCUGCUGUCCCCAUGGAUGGAAUCUCUUCAGGUGGAAAUGCCUGUGGAUUUCAUCUUCAUGGGAAAAGAAGAGUUGGGAGGAAAGCCAGGAAGCCUGCAAGAGGAAAUCAUCUCAGCUGCUUGUUUUGAAGCCCUGGAGUGCAAAAGAACUAUGGGAUGCCACAUUCAUUGAUAAGAGUGAUCAAUACUGGAUUGGACUUAAAACAAGCUGGGGCUCCCUGAAAAGCUCUUGGAAAUGGAUUGAUGGUAGGGGCUUUGAAGAGUAAGUGG